Molecule: messenger RNA, 1149 nt
Organism: Clavispora lusitaniae ATCC 42720
Lineage: Eukaryota; Fungi; Ascomycota; Pichiomycetes; Serinales; Metschnikowiaceae
Gene: SAM2
Product: methionine adenosyltransferase
Biological process (GO): S-adenosylmethionine biosynthetic process
Cellular component (GO): cytosol
Molecular function (GO): methionine adenosyltransferase activity; ATP binding
Source: RefSeq, a predicted model, not a curated record
AUGCCAGAAACUUUCCUUUUCACCUCCGAAUCCGUCGGCGAAGGCCACCCAGACAAGAUUUGUGACCAAGUGUCCGAUGCCAUUUUGGACGCAUGCUUGGCUGAAGACCCACUUUCCAAGGUUGCCUGUGAAACUGCCGCCAAGACCGGUUUGAUUAUGGUUUUCGGUGAAAUUACAACCAAGGCUAAAUUGGACUACCAAAAAAUCAUCAGAGACACCAUCAAGCACAUUGGUUACGACCACUCUGACAAGGGUUUCGACUACAAGACGUGUAAUGUUCUUGUUGCCAUCGAACAACAAUCUCCAGACAUUGCCCAAGGUUUGCACUACGAGAAGGCUUUGGAGGAAUUGGGUGCUGGUGACCAAGGUAUCAUGUUUGGUUACGCUACCGAUGAAACCGACGAGAAGUUGCCAUUGACCGUCUUGUUGUCGCACAAGUUGAACAAGGCUUUGGCUGACGCCAGAAGAUCCGGUGAAUUGGCUUGGUUGAGACCAGACACCAAGACCCAGGUCACUGUUGAGUACGAGAACGACAACGGUGCCGUUACUCCUUUGAGAGUGGACACUGUUGUUAUCUCCACACAACACUCUGACGACAUUUCCACCGAGGACUUGAGAAAGGAAAUCUUGGAGAAGAUCAUCAAGAGAACCAUUCCUCCUCACUUGUUGGAUGACAAGACCAUCUACCACAUCCAGCCAUCUGGCAGAUUCGUGAUUGGUGGUCCUCAAGGUGAUGCCGGUUUGACUGGUAGAAAGAUUAUUGUCGACACCUACGGUGGUUGGGGUGCUCACGGUGGAGGUGCUUUCUCUGGUAAGGAUUUCUCUAAGGUCGACAGAUCUGCUGCCUACGCUGCCAGAUGGGUUGCCAAGUCUCUUGUGCACGCUGGAUUGGCCAGAAGAGCAUUGGUUCAAUUCUCUUACGCCAUUGGUGUGGCCGAACCAUUGUCCAUCCACGUGGACACUUACGGCACCUCCAAGUACACCUCUGAGCAAUUGGUUGACAUCAUCAAGAAGAACUUUGACUUGAGACCUGGUGUCAUUGUGAAGGAGUUGAACUUGGCCAGACCAAUCUACUUCAAGACCGCCUCUUACGGUCACUUCACUGACCAAGAAAACCCAUGGGAGCACCCUAAGGAUUUGACGUACUAG